AUGGUUGCCUCGGAAUCUUACAAGGAGCUGGCCCGAUACCAAGCCGUCUUAGCAGAUCGACAACCCAUAACUAGCUCCAAUGGGUCUAAAGUCUUCGACACAGCUGAUGAAGAGCUGAGAAUGGCACCUCUUGUUUGGUGGGAGGUCAAGACUCAUUUCGAGCCGGGACAUCGACCCAACCGAGGUUACGGUGUACUAGGCCACAUACCAAAUGGAAGCAACAGCUCUGGGUUCGGGGAAGCGGCUCAGAUGAGUACUAAACGUACUCCGGUUCUUCUCAACAUUGAUUCCCCUUGGUCUGCAUUCCUGUGCGGCUCCCAAGGCUCUGGGAAAUCACACUCUUUAUCAUGUAUGCUGGAAAAUUGUCUCCUUUCCGAUCACACAAUUAUUCCUAAGAUUGGUUUCAAUCCUCACCAGCUUGCUGGACUGGUCUUCCACUACGAUAGAUGUCAGGGCAGCGGUGUGUGUGAAGCCGCCUAUCUUUGCACGAAUGUCCCGACUACAGUGCUUACAAUACUAAUAAUUCUCCGCGGAAUGGCCAUCGAGUCUCAGGGCCUCGCAACAUUCGAUUACGAGGUAUUCAAGCGAAAGCUAAACGACGUCCAGUUUGCCCGUGGUCAAGACGGCCCCAUGAGGCUACGUCUCGAUUUGCUUGAGUCUUUCAUGGAGAAGGAUCUCGACCAACAGCAGCCCAUGGCAAAGCAGCCCACUAAACGCCGCAAAAACCCUCCGCAUGCUCCUAAAACGAUCUUGGCCAUGACUGAGAAUGACUUCCUAAUUGGAACACCGGGAACCCUUACCAUCAUCGACCUGACGGAUCCUGUCAUUGACCCUGACGCAGCAUGUGCAUUGUUCGACAUAUGCCUCUCCGUGUUCAUCCAGCAGACGCAGUGCGGCAAAAUCGUCGCCUUGGACGAAGCGCAUAACUACAUGACGGAGAGUGGGAAUUCAGCAAAAACCUUUACUGAGAAGCUACUGCGGACUGUUCGGGAGCAGCGACAUCAGGCAGUAAGAGUUGUUGUUGCAACGCAAGAGCCCAGUAUCAACCCACAGCUUCUAGAUCUGUGCAGCAUCACCAUGGUGCAUAGGAGCACGAGCCCUGCGUGGUUCAAAGUACUAAAGCAACACAUCGCUGCUAUCUAUCUGAACUCACUUUCAUCUCCCAUGACUGCCGACGAGGACGACAAGACAGCAGAAAUUCCUCAAGACGACAAAGCGUUAUUCAACGAGAUAGUUAAGUUGAAGCUGGGAGAAAGCCUGCUCUUCUGUCCAACAGCUGCCUUCUCAGUGCUUGGAAGAGGAAUAAGGAGGAUGGAGGGAAUCUAUGUCAAGUUCAAGACCAGACAGCGUGUCACUGCUGACGGAGGGAAAAGUAAGCUCGCUGCUGAGACCUCCAAAGCAGACAGUGAAUCUGGACAAGUCGAAGAAAAUUGA
Messenger RNA from Paraphaeosphaeria sporulosa, 1434 nucleotides. RefSeq lists its product as uncharacterized. The transcript is spliced from 2 exons. Lineage: Eukaryota; Fungi; Ascomycota; Dothideomycetes; Pleosporales; Didymosphaeriaceae. Bases 1 to 1434 code for a protein of 477 amino acids. The record is from RefSeq and is a predicted model, not a curated record.